CAAAAAGCCCAAUAGUGAAUCCGCCACCACCCGCAGAGGAGAUGAUCAUUGAGCAACCACAGGAGUAUCACAAGAAAUAGCUCAGUUUGUGCGUGCUUGUUGUGAGAAAAAGACAUAGCAGACCAGCUGCCAAGAAGAGCACAAACAACAGUUGUCUAAGACACUGUCUAAGAUCAUAAACAACAGUUGUCUGAAGUAUUUUUUGAGCUCUCCAACCUCAUUUGUUGAAAAAGAAGUAAGCAAGGAAACGAUGCCGCAAGUGAAAAUCGUCGCGAAGAAUUUUAUGGACAUGGUGGCUUCAUUGCCUGCAAUGAAGCUUGACAAACUUUAUCAGAAUGCCUUUAUUUGUCAAGCUAUCCUUAGAUCAAUGCCGCCAUUGGCAAAGAAGUAUGUUCUACAAUUGCUGUUCAUAGAUGCACCUGUGACUGGUAAAAUGUUGGAAGAGUCUGUGCUCGCGGAUGGGCUGUCAAAGCACAAAGUAGCUAUUGAUAGAUUAAUUCAGCUGAGAGUAUUGACUGAAGCUCUUGACCGGAAAAAAGAAGCUACUUACAGAAUGAACCCUACAUUUCAGAUAAAUGUUCAAAAGCUUAUUGUGCAUGGUGGAGUUUUGCCAAGAGAGCCUAUGCCAUCAACUGCUGGUUUCAGGCUGCCUAGCCUGGAGGAGUUGGAUGCCUAUGCUGUUCAGCAAUGGGAGUGUUUUUUGCUGCAUCUGAUAAGCUCCAGUGAAGCUGAAAAGGCAACAACAAAUAUCAGCUCUUCCAUGAUGAAAGUUUUUCAACGUGGCCUUUUGAGUCAGAACAGAGAUGACAAAGAACCUCCAAGAUUGACUGAAGGUGGUUUUCAAUUCUUGCUGAUGGAUACAAAUGCACAAUUGUGGUAUAUCAUCAGGGAAUAUAUCGGCAACUCUGAGGAGCGAGGCCUGGACUCAGCGGAUCUUGUAUCCUUUCUUCUGGAACUAAGCUUCCAUGCUACUGGAGAGGCUUAUAAUAUAAACACAUUGAGUGAUAUACAGAGGACUAUAAUUAGGGAUCUUGCUGAUUUGGGCCUUGUGAAGCUUCAGCAGGGAAGAAAGGAGAGUUGGUUUAUCCCCACAAAGUUGGCUACAAAUCUAUCUAUCAGCUUAUCAGAUACAUCAUCCAGGAAACAGGGGUAUGUCGUUGUAGAGACAAAUUUCAGGAUGUAUGCAUAUUCAACUUCCAAAUUGCACUGUGAAAUCUUACGUCUAUUCGCCAGGGUUGAAUACCAGCUUCCUAACUUGAUUGUUGGAGCAAUUACAAAAGAGAGUCUAUAUAAAGCUUUUCAAAAUGGUAUAACUGCCGAACAAAUUAUUUCUUUUCUUCAACAGAAUGCACAUCCUCGAGUUGCAGAGAGAAUACCUACUGUGCCUGAGAAUGUCACUGAUCAGAUGAGGUUGUGGGAAUCAGAUUUGAAUAGGGUGGAGUGUAUACCUGCACAUUUCUUUGAAGAGUUCCCCUCUAGGGAAGUGUUUGAGGCUGCAUGCGACCAUGCAAGAGAAUGUGGUGGUUUCCUUUGGGAAAAUUCUAAAAAAAUGUGGCUUGUAGUGAAAGCAGAAAGUUUUGCCUACAUGAAGGAGUUUCUUCGUGGAAAGAAGCAAUAGUCUUUUGGCACUUUCCUUGAACUCUGUAAUGUAGUUUGUUGGCCAAAUGGUCCUCACAGUGCAUGAAAAAUCGAAUUUAAAACAAAUCAUAAUCAAGUAUUUCUGGUUUGCCUUU
Coffea eugenioides is the source of this 1733-nucleotide messenger RNA. Its product is annotated as general transcription and DNA repair factor IIH subunit TFB2. Gene Ontology annotation, molecular function: ATPase activator activity; double-stranded DNA binding. The coding region runs from base 251 to 1618 and encodes 455 amino acids. Gene Ontology annotation, cellular component: transcription factor TFIIH holo complex; transcription factor TFIIH core complex. The record is from RefSeq and is a predicted model, not a curated record. Gene Ontology annotation, biological process: nucleotide-excision repair. NCBI's taxonomy places the organism in Eukaryota, Viridiplantae, Streptophyta, Magnoliopsida, Gentianales, Rubiaceae. The transcript is spliced from 16 exons.